AUGGAAGUAACAACAAUGGAACCACAUUCUAAGUCAGUAUCUAGGCAUGACUUAGAACCUAAGCCACCCCAGACACCUAUCACCCAGCCAGAGCCUGGGCCAAAAGUGACAGCCACAACCCAGCCAGCAUCUAAGACUCAUCAGGGACCCAAUACUCAACAGGAACCGGCUCCCCAGCAAAGACCUCUCACUCAGCAGAAUCCCCUUGCCCAACAUGAAGCUGAAUCCCAGCAGAAACCUAGCAUCCAACAAAAUUCAGCUCUGCAGGAGGAACUUCUUGCCCUGCAGGAGCCUGCACCACAGCAAUCACCUCCCAUGCACCGGGUGUCCUCCUCUCAACAGGAAGUUACCUCACAACAGGGACCUGGGCCAGGAAAAGAAUCUGAAACUCAACAGGAGCCAGAACUGAGAGAGGCACAGGUUGGCCAGCCAGGAUCCAGUCCAAUGAAGCAACCUCCAGCUCAUCGAGAAGCUGGAUCAACACCUCCAGCUCAGCCUAGACCUAGACCCGAAAAUGGAUCACCUGACCAGAGUGAAUCUACAUCCCAAGAGAGACUGAGACAAUCAGACCCUAUAGCCCAGCAAAGAGCUCCAGCCCGAGGAGUGAAAUCCCAGCUGAGAUCUUCCACCGAGUGGGGAUUUCUAUCAAAACUACACCAAAUUUCCAUGCAGCGACCAGCCUCAGAGUGGAGGACGUUUUACGAGUGGGUCACAGAUUCUGACUCAGAACCAGAUGUGGGAUCUCCAUUAAAGAGCAAUUCAUCACCCAAGAGGGGUGGAACAGUGGCCAAGGGAAAGAAGCUGGCCUUCAAGGGGAAACAUGAAGGGGCAUCAGGGCAUGGGGGGACAUCAGCACAUGGGAAGAGAACUGGCAGCCAGACUCACAGAUACUACAGGGACGCAGCCUCGUGGCUCACACACAGCAUGGACCUGCGCACGAUGACCCAGUCGCUGGUGACUCUGGCGGAGGACAACAUGGCCUAUUUCUCGAGCCAGGGCCCCGGGGAAACGGCACGGCGGCUGUCGGGAGUCUUCGCAGGGAUUCGGGAGCAGGCGCUGGGGCUAGAGCCGGCCCUGGGCCGCCUGCUGAGCGUGGCACACCUCUUUGACCUGGACGCAGAGACACCGGCCAACGGGUACCGCAGCCUGGUGCACACGGCCCGCUGCUGCCUGGCACACCUGCUGCACAAGUCCCGCUACGUGGCCUCCAACCGCCGCAGCAUCUUCUUCCGCACCAGCCACAACCUGGCAGAGCUCGAGGCCUAUCUGGUUGCCCUCACCCAGCUCCGGGCCCUAGCCUACUAUGCCCAGCGCCUGCUGGCCACUAACCGGCCCGGGGGGCUCUUCUUUGAGGGUGAUGAGGGGCUCAUUGCUGAGUUCCUGCGUGAGUAUGUCACUCUGCAUAAGGGCUGCUUCUACGGCCGCUGUCUGGGCUUCCAGUUCACGCCGGCUAUCCGGCCAUUUCUGCAGACCAUCUCCAUUGGGCUGGUGUCCUUCGGGGAGCACUAUAAGCGCAAUGAAACAGGCCUUGGUGUGACUGCCAGCUCCUUCUUCACCAGCGGCCGCUUUGCCAUCGACCCAGAGCUGCGUGGGGCUGAGUUUGAGCGGAUCAUACAGAACCUAGAUGUGCACUUCUGGAAAGCCUUCUGGAAUAUCACUGAGAUUGAGGUGCUAUCGUCUCUAGCGAACAUGACAUCAGCUACUGUGAGGGUAAGCCGCCUCCUCAGUCUGCCACCAGAGGCCUUUGAAAUGCCGCUGAUUGCUGACCCCAAGUUCACGGUCACCAUCUCGCCCCCGCUGGCCCACUCGGGCCCCGGGCCGGUCCUCGUCAGGCUCAUCUCCUAUGACCUGCGUGAAGGACAGGACAGCAAGGAGCUCAGCAACCUGGUGAAGUCCGAAGGGCCCUGGAGCCUGGAGCUGCGGCCAUGCCCCCAGCAGGCACCCCGUGCACAGUCCCUGGUGGUGCACAUCCACGGCGGUGGCUUCGUGGCCCAGACCUCCAAAUCCCAUGAACCCUACCUCAAGAGCUGGGCCCAGGAGCUGGGCGUUCCCAUCCUCUCCAUCGACUACUCCCUGGCCCCCGAGGCCCCCUUCCCCCGGGCGCUGGAGGAGUGCUUCUACGCUUACUGCUGGGCUGUCAAACACUGUGCCCUCCUCGGCUCAACAGGGGAACGGAUAUGCCUCGCAGGGGACAGCGCAGGUGGGAACCUCUGCUUCACUGUGUCCCUCCGGGCAGCAGCCUACGGGGUACGGGUGCCGGAUGGCAUCAUGGCAGCUUACCCGGCCACGAUGCUACAAUCCACUGCCUCUCCCUCCCGCCUUCUGAGCCUCAUGGACCCCCUGCUGCCCCUCAGUGUGCUCACCAAGUGUGUCAGCGCCUAUGCUGGUGGAGAGACAGAGGACCCCUCCGACUCGGACCAGAAGGCACUGGGCAUGUUGGGGCUGGUGCGACGGGACACAGCCCUGCUUUUCCGGGACCUUCGCAUGGGCGCCUCCUCAUGGCUCCACUCUUUCCUGGACUUGAGUGGGAACAAGUCCCACAGGAACUCAGUGUCCACAGCAGAACCCAUGCAGCGCAGCCUGUCUGAGGCAGCCCUGGUCCAGCCUGAGGGCCCGCUGGGCACAGACUCCCUCAAGAGCCUGACACUACACGACCUGAGCCUCAAGGGCAGCUCUGACACGUCAGACACCCCAGAGCUGUCACUAUCCGCGGAGACACUUGCCCCCCCCACGCCCUCGGACAUCAACUUCUUCGUGGGCCCCGACGACGCGCCAGAAGCUAAGGCGCCGGAUGAGCUGAGCACCAAGGACAGAGGCUGUAGCGCGCGCGCCGCCUUCCCGGAGGGUUUCCACCCCAGGCGCUCCAGCCAUAGCACCACCCGGAUGCCUCUCUGCUCCUCGCCCAUCGUCAAGAACCCCUUCAUGUCGCCGCUGCUGGCUUCCGACAGCAUGCUACAGAGCCUGCCACCCGUGCACAUUGUGGCGUGCGCGCUGGACCCCAUGCUGGACGACUCGGUCAUGUUCGCGCGGAGGCUGCGCGGCCUGGGCAAGCCCGUGACGCUUCGCGUGGUGGAGGACCUGCCGCACGGCUUCCUGAGCCUGGCUGCGCUGUGCCGGGAGACGCGGCAGGCGGCUGCGCAGUGCGUGGAGUGCAUCCGCCUCAUCCUCGCCCCGCCCGCCGCGCAGCCGGUCUGAGCUCUGGCCCCAGCCGGGAGAUGGGGCUGCGGGGGGCGACACUAAAGGCCUCUUGUUCCCAUCUCAGCCGGCCUCCGUGAUGAAUGCGCCCCGGGUUGGGUGGCGGGGCUCCCCUGAGGGGCUCCCGGCUCCCUCGGGCCGAGCGGGAGGGGCAGGCUGUGCCUUAAGGUGGGAGGACGGCCAGGGGUAGGGGUGGGGGCGGGGGCCCCAAGCCGAGACCCUGGCCUAAGGGGUGGGGGUCGCACACCAACUAGUCUCCAUGGACAGCUGGAGCUGCACUCCAUCAUUGCCUUCUACUGCUGCUGUGACCGCCGCAGGGUGGGGGCCCGGCCCUACCUGGCAAGUCGGUUUGGUUUUAUUCCUUUGUAAAUAAAAGUAUUUAAUUAGUUUGGCCUCUUGCAAAUAGGGUCGGGUGUCGCCCACCAGGGGGCAGCAUCAGGCUCUGCUGCUGGGAUCCGAGAAGCCUGGCGGUAGAAAGCUGGGAGUCCAGCUUCUGAAUCCUGAGGAAGAAGGGGACUGCAGGCCCGGAUUCUUGGGUACGGAGGGACUGGACACCCCUACUAACACACACCACCUUCAGACUUAAUCCAGGUGGUGUGCCGGAGGGCUCUGGGUUCUCAGCUACUCCCCUUUGCAGACCCAGCCCCCGCACCCACCCAGAAAAGAAAACCCAUACUUCCUAGAGAACUACAGCAAACUUAACAGGGAACCAGAAACAAAACUGGCCACCCCAAAUACUGGAAGCCCAAGCUCUGCCCAGCUGUGACAGUCACUCAGUCCCUCAACCAAGACUCGGAGGUCUUGCCCUUUCGUAGGCCCUGGGUUUAGAGCAGAGAUAAUUUAUCCAGGGCCUGCCCUCAAGGGACUCAGGGGGAGAGUGGACAGAGAGACCCAGACACAGGCUGUCACAGUCCCCUCAGAUUCCAUUAGUGGUAGUCAAGGAGGGCUUCACAGAGGAGGUGAUAUGAGCUUGACCUUAAAGGAGAAGUGUAAGUUCGCUAGGCAGAAGAAACAUGCAAAGUUGUGAGAGCUACUGGGCAGUUAUCAAAGCCUCUCCCUGGCCAGAAGGUCAGGUGCAAAAUGGGAAGUAGCCUGAGGGGCCUGGAGUGGUCAGCAAGAGCAGAUCCUUCUGAAGGGCUUGGAGUGCAAUCUGGGCUGUAACUAGAGGGCAAUGGGAGCCACAGAAGGACUCUGAGCCGGGGAGGGACAGGAUCAGACCCUGAAAGGGCCUGCUGGGACAUUGGGGGAUGGACUGAAAGGGGCAAGUCCUGGAGGUAGAGAAGGCUGAGGACAGGGAUGAGGGUAGGGAGUAGGAGUAGGAGCCAUAACUGAGGUUGAAGAGGACUUACUGAGGGUAGAGCAGAUGGGGGUGAAAAUGGCACCCAGGCUAGCCACAGGAGCACAUGGACAGUGAGGCUGUGUCUUUACUGGGAAGAGGCUCUGGUGUGUACAAGGUAGGUGACAGCAUGUUUUGCACAUGGAGAGAUCAAAAGGUAUUUGUGAGACCACCCAGGGGGACAUUGAGGAGGCAGCAGGAGGCAGGAGAGCAGACUAGAUGCUCACUUCUGGCUGGAGCUAGAUUCUUUCCAGGAGGAGUGGACAGAUGGGAUGAGCAGAGGGUCAGGACAGAGAGAGUCCUGAGGGCCCCCCCCAGGAAAGGGGUGGGCAGCAAAAGGGGAGUCAGUCCUGGAGGGUUCUGAGGAGGAGCUGGAGAGAGAAGAAGCUAAGCAGGAAACAAGAGGACAUAAAGCAAAGGGGAUUUCAGGUGAGAGGGAGUGGUCUGGGUGAGAUGAGGAUGGAAAUAUCCCCAACCUCAGCAGGGAGCGGGUGGGUCCUUGGUGACUUGUCCAAAGCCAUUGCAGGGCCAGGGAUGUGGGCAGCCAGACAUGGAGGGCUGAGGAGGGAGUGAUUUGAGGAGGUAAGAGAUUUGGCCAGGGAAUACCUCAAGUCUUCAGCUAUGAAAGGGGUGAGAAAUAAUUCAAGGGAGCUUGA
This is a messenger RNA of Enhydra lutris kenyoni (northern sea otter), 5187 nucleotides long. Its product is annotated as lipase E, hormone sensitive type. The coding region runs from base 1 to 3195 and encodes 1064 amino acids. The transcript is spliced from 10 exons. Gene Ontology annotation, molecular function: sterol ester esterase activity; triacylglycerol lipase activity. NCBI's taxonomy places the organism in Eukaryota, Metazoa, Chordata, Mammalia, Carnivora, Mustelidae. The record is from RefSeq and is a predicted model, not a curated record. Gene Ontology annotation, biological process: triglyceride catabolic process; cholesterol metabolic process. Gene Ontology annotation, cellular component: cytosol.